Messenger RNA from Zophobas morio, 3979 nucleotides. RefSeq lists its product as uncharacterized. The coding region runs from base 81 to 3581 and encodes 1166 amino acids. The record is from RefSeq and is a predicted model, not a curated record. The transcript is spliced from 4 exons. Lineage: Eukaryota; Metazoa; Arthropoda; Insecta; Coleoptera; Tenebrionidae.
UCACCAACCGCAGUCUGCUCUUAUCCUUCCAUCGUUGAUGUUCUCGUAAUCCUGCAGGAGCAUAAGCAAGACUAAAGCAAAUGUGGGGUGGCAGAAGUAGCGCCUUCGGGCUGCUAGCAAGGACUUUGUUACUACUAAGUGUGUUCGCGAAUGUGUUUACGAGGGUCAUCGAUGACCUUCAGGUGUCUGCAGCGGAACCGCGACCAGUACUUGUGGAAGUACCUAAACACCCAGUGAUUCAAAGUCUUCCUCUAGUCUACGAAGUAGGAACACCCCUUUCGGAUGCCAGUGAAAAAGUUGAAAAAGUUUUGCGGACUCCGUUAGCCUUUUCUUACAAUAAGAAACCGCUAACUACGGAUUCUAAACCAGACGAAACCAUCGUCGAGUUCUAUGGCCAAAAGAGGUUGCUCGACGAUGACAAGAAAGGUGUAUUUAGUUAUGAGGAUACAGGUCUUGGUGCCGCUGGUACAACCAAAGAUUUGCAGGAUUAUGUACAGAAAGAGAACUACAGAGACGAAGGAGCACUUGCAGAAAAGGCCAAAGCCAUUGCCAUGGGUGUGAAGGAUGAGUUUCACGCUCUCGAAGAGCAUAAUGUAGGACAAUUAGAUGGCAACAAAAAACUUAACAAAGAUAGGAACCCCAAACUCAAAAAAAGGAGCGGCAAAAAGAAGAACGCUUCUGAUGAACCAGACAAGGCAGAUGACAUUGUACCUCUACUUCAUGAAAGUGCUACAGAAGAACAUGAAGAUUUUGAAGACGAUGAUAGUUUGUACCAACAUGGUGGACACGGUGGCGGUGGUCACGGCGGCGGUGGUCACGGCGGAGGACAUGGUGGUCACGGUGGUGGAGGUCACGGUGGACAUGGCGGAGGAGGUCACGGUGGACACGGUGGCGGUGGUCACGGAGGACACGGUGGCGGAGGUCAUGGCGGACAUGGUGGAGGAGGUCUUGGUGGCCAUGGCGGAGGUGGUCAUGGUGGUCAUGAUGAUGGUGGUCACGGCGGACAUGGUGGUGGCGGUCAUGGCGGACACGGCGGAGGUGGUCACGGAGGAGGUGGACACGGUGGACAUGAUGAUGGUGGUCAUGGUGGACACGGCGGUGGAGGACAUGGCGGUGGAGGCCAUGGAGGAGAUGGCCACGGUGACGGAGGGCAUGGUGGCGGUGGACAUGGCGGCGGCGGGCACGGUGGCGGUGGACAUGGCGGCGGUGGACAUGGCGGCGGAGGACACGGCGACGGAGGACAUGGUGGUGGAGGACAUGGUGGUGGCGGUCAUGGAGGAGGUGGCCACGGAGGAGGUGGUCACGGAGGCGGUGGUCACGGAGGCGGUGGUCACGGUGGAGGUGGUCAUGGAGGCGGUGGUCACGGAGGAGGUGGACACGGAGGAGGUGGACACGGAGGCGGUGGUCACGGUGGAGGUGGACACGGAGGCGGUGGUCACGGAGGAGGUGGACACGGUGGAGGUGGACACGGAGGCGGUAGUCACGGUGGAGGUGGACACGGAGGAGGUGGACACGGAGGAGGUGGUCACGGAGGAGGUGGUCACGGAGGAGGUGGUCACGGAGGCGGAGGCCACGGGGGAGGUGGCCAUGGAGGUGGUGGUGGCGGUGGAGGCCAAGGUAAAUUUGAAAAAGGUGGUGGCAAAAAACACACCUCAGAACACCAAGGUAGUCAUGGAGAAAAAGGCGACAAAGGAUACAAAGGACACCACCACUAUGAAAAAGGUGAAAAAGGUCAUCACGACAAAGAGGCACAUAAAGGAAAGUACAAAGAUGAAGGAGGUUCUAAAAAGAAACAUCAUGAGGAACAUGGACAUUUUGGUGAAUAUGCCAAGGGCGAAAAAGGCGAAAAAGGGGCAAAGUACUACGAAGAUGGCAAACACAGCAAAGGUCAUAGCACAAAAGGAGAACACAACGUGCACAAGAAGGACGAAUACGAAAAGAAACAAGAAUUUUACGACGAACAUCAUGAAGGAGGAGAACACGAGAAACACGGAUCAUUCCACGAUGACCAUAAAUAUAGCAAAGGAGGACACGAGAAAGGCGGCCACAAAAAGGGAGGACAUCAUGAAGACCAUUACGGCAAAAAAGGUCAUCACGAAAAGGGAAGUCAUCACCACGAAGAUAAAGGACAUAAACAUGCCGCAGGGCAUGACGUUCAUCAUGAUCAUACUGAUAAACACGCUAAAAAAGCAGACAAAUCUGGCGGAAAGAAAUGGCACUUCAAAAAGACCACCGGUAGCGGAGGCGGCGGUGGCGGUCAUGGUGGUGGCGGAGGAGGCCAUGGAGGCGGACACGGUGGUGGCGGAGGAGGCCAUGGAGGCGGACACGGUGGUGGCGGAGGAGGCCAUGGAGGCGGACACGGUGGUGGCGGAGGAGGCCACGGAGGCGGACACGGCGGCGGCGGCGGUCAUGGACAUGGAGGUGGUGGUGGUGGUCACGGAGGAGGUGGUCACGGCGGCCAUGGAGGAGGUGGUCACGGCGGUCAUGGAGGCGGUGGUCACGGCGGUCAUGGAGGUGGUGGUCACGGCGGUCAUGGAGGUCACGGAGGUGGCGGCCAUGGAGGCGGUGGUGGUCACGGAGGCGGCGGUCACGGAGGUGGUGGCCAUGGAGGUGGCGGUCACGGCGGUGGCGGUCAUGGAGGACAUGGAGGUGGCGGUCAUGGAGGUCAUGGCGGAGGUGGCCAUGGAGGACAUGGUGGGCAUGGAGGUGGAGGCCAUGGUGGCCACGGAGGUGGUGGACACGGCGGUCAUGGAGGCGGUGGCCAUGGUGGUCACGGAGGCGGUGGUCAUGGCGGUGAUGGCCACGACGGUGAUGAUGGUCAUGGAGGUCAUGGUGGUGGCGGCCAUGGUGGUCAUGGAGGCGGUGGUGGUGGCCACGGAGGCGGUGGCCAUGGGGGCCAUGGAGGCGGUGGUGGUGGCCAUGGAGGUCACGGAGGCGGUGGUGGUGGCCACGGAGGUCAUGGAGGCGGUGGUGGUGGCCAUGGAGGUCAUGGAGGCGGUGGUCAUGGAGGUCAUGGAGGCGGUGGCCAUGGAGGUCAUGGAGGCGGUGGUGGUGGCCAUGGAGGUCAUGGAGGAGGUGGUCAUGGUGGUCAUGGAGGAGGCGGCGGUCAUGGACAUGGUGGAGGGGGAGGAGGUCAUGGCGGUGGAGGACAUGGACAUGGAGGCGGAGGUAAAGGUAGCGGCGGUCACGGUUAUUUUGUUCAUGAAAAAGGUAAUGUCGGAGCAGGCGGAGGUCACUGGGGCGGUAAACAUGGCGGUGGAGGCGGAGGUGGUCACCACUCUGGUCAUCUGGAUGUGCUUGAUAGAAUUAUUGUUAGCGAAGUCGAUGAAGAAGACAGUCCAGUUGAAGUGCAACUGGAUGGUGGCAGCGACGGUUCUCUUACCGAUGCCGAUGUUCCUCUUACCGACACCGACGCCGAUCUUCCUCUUACCGAAGCCGAUGUUCCUCUUACCGAAGCCGAUGUUCCUCUUGCUGAAGGCGAUGUGGGCUUAGACGAGCUCGGACAUGAAAUAGCUAAAGACGCAUUAAGCCCAAUUGGCUCAAUAAUUGAUGGACUGGAAGAUGACGAAGCAACGAAGUAAUCUCAGAACCUAUGUGAUCAUCAGAAAUAAUAAUUGUUAUUGUUUGUUGUUUUUGUUAUUUUAAUAAUUAUUAUAUUGUUGAGAUAAAAAAUUUAUUAUAUUUUGUAAUAAAUAACGUGUAAAUAAAUUAUUAUAUGUAUCAUAAUUUACGUGAACAUGAUUGUUAAACGACCACGAGGAAAAUCAUUUAUUUUAAAAUCAUAAAAAUUUUGCUGUUAUUGUACUCGUAUCCAUUUUGACUUUUAUCAAAGACCUACAACGUUUUAUUUAACCCACAAUGAGGAGUUAAUGCGGAUGACGAAAGGGUUAAACACUUUAAGAUACCGAGUCGAAUAUUGUCAACAUUUUCUGAUAUGUAAGCAGGGAUUGUAAUAAAUAAACUUUAUUUCCAACAAGUA